AUGACUUCCAGAAGAAAUGGUCACAUGCUUCAGCCGGAGAAUCAAAGCUUGCAAGUACUUGCAGAAGUCAUGUUCGGCAUACUUCAGUUGGAAAAUCAGCGCUUGCAAGAGAUUGCGUCGGGUGUGGGUCAAAACCGACAAAUGAGCUCAUUACCUGCCUUAACGGAUGUGACUUUGAAUUCUUUGAUUUGCAACGGCAGGUUUCUUUAUUAUGGUGGAGCUGUAUCUUACAAACCUGUGGAAGAUCUUGCAUUUGUUAUGGCAAGAUUUUAUCAACUUGGUGGAACAUUUAUGAACUACUAUAUGUAUCCUGGAGGAACCAAUUUUGGUAGAACCACAUGUGGACCUUUUGUUGCUACUAGUUAUGACUAUGAUGCACCACUUGAUGAAUAUGGAAUCAUUAGACAGCUUAAGUGGGGACAUCUUAAAAAUUUGCAUAAUUUCAUAAAGCUUUGUGAAGAAGCAUUGAUUGCUACUGAUCCAGCAGUUACAUCUCUUGAUCCAAAUAUAGAAGUAUAUAUGAUUAUUUACAAAAUAGAUAAUGUGUGUGCUGCUUUCCUUGCUAACAUCAAUACUACAAUUGAUGUGAUUGUGAAUUUUAGCGGCAAUUUGUAUCAAUUGCCGACAUGGUCAGUGAACAUCUUACCAGACUACAAGAAUAUUGUGUUUAAUACUGCAAAGGAUGUGGUUACUGAGAAUAAAUUUGAGAAAAAAUUGUUUGCCAAUCAUUGCUUCAGCUUCAGCCUGCAGAGAAAUCUGCUACGCCGGACAUAUAGGCUAUGCACACUCUCUACAAUAACUUCUCAUGCAGUAGAGCUCCGCAUACUCUCGAAAACAACUUCUCAUGCAGCAAAGAAAUCUGCUACGCCGGAGAUAUAG
Arachis ipaensis is the source of this 879-nucleotide messenger RNA. The record is from RefSeq and is a predicted model, not a curated record. NCBI's taxonomy places the organism in Eukaryota, Viridiplantae, Streptophyta, Magnoliopsida, Fabales, Fabaceae.